AUGUCUAUGCCGCAAGAAAUUUCAAAAGAUGAGCUUCUACAAAAUUUCGACACCUUUGUAUUCGACGCAGAUGGUGUUUUAUGGACUGGAGAUGUUCCGGUUCCAGGAGCCGCUGAUUGGAUCAAUUUUCUAUUGAAGACACCGGGUAAAACUGUUUUUAUCACAACUAAUAAUUGCAAAAAAACUGGACCAAUAUAUGUAAGCUAUUUGAACGAUUUCACUGAAAAACUUCGAUUACAUAUGUACUUGCAGGGAAAAAGUAAGAAAAAUGGGAUUUGGUGGUCUUCCCCGGGAGAAUCUCAUAAAUCCCGGUCUCGUUUUGGCUGACUAUUUCAAAAGGAACCCGAACUUCGCGGGACAAUCAAUUUAUCUAAUCGGAACUAAUAGUUUGAAAAAUACUCUGGAAAAUGAUGGAGGUGUUCAGUGUUUUGGUGUUGGUGAAGAUUUGAGUAGAGAUUAUACAAACACCGAUUUUUUGUAUGAAGUUGAUAUUUCGAGAAAAGUUAAAGCUGUUGUGAUGAGCUUCGAUCUACAUUUUAGGUGAGUAAAAAAACCUAUAUUAUAUGAAAUAUGGAGAAAUUUAGUUAUGCUAAACUAAUGAAAGCCGCAAAUUAUCUAGCUGAUCCGGAAGUCGAAUUUCUUCCAACUAAUGGAGAUAACACAUUUCCGGGCCCGGUUAAAAAUAUGAUUCUUCCUGAAAAUGGCCCAUGGAUUGCUGCGAUAGAGGCUGCCUCGGGGCGGAAGCCGACAGCUGUUUUUGGAAAGCCCCAUAAAGCAAUGGCCGAUUUUUUGAAAUCAAGAGCUGGAAAUAUCGAUCCAUCAAAGACUGUAAUGUUCGGAGAUCGAUUAGAUACCGAUAUGAUGUUUGGAAAUACAAAUGGGUGAGUUUGGGGAUUUUUUUCGAAAUUUAAACUACUUUCAAGAAUUCUUGAUAACCCGAGGUGAAAUUUAAGCUAGGCUUGUUUUGAACAGUUAGCACUAUUGUCUAACUAUGAUAACCACAAAGAAAAACAGUCAAAUGACCUUCGGAGACCAAAAAAACAGAAAAAAAAACAAAAAAAGUGAAAACAACGACACUCCCAAUUACAAUUUCAAAUUUGCCGCAUGUUUAGCAGGCCGUAAUCCGCGGAGUCUCGUUGUUUGCCUUUUUUGAAAUUGUAUUUUUUUCAAACAAAACCCCCGAAAUUCUUGCAGAUUCUCAACAGUUUGGAUGCAAACCGGCGUGAACACAGUGAAAGAUAUCGAAGAGGCUCGAAAAAACAACGAAACUUCAAAAAUUCCCAAUUAUACUUGUACUUUUGCAACAUUCAAAUACUAA
Molecule: messenger RNA, 1318 nt
Organism: Caenorhabditis angaria
Lineage: Eukaryota; Metazoa; Nematoda; Chromadorea; Rhabditida; Rhabditidae
Source: the annotation of a GenBank genome assembly